Rhagoletis pomonella (apple maggot) is the source of this 985-nucleotide messenger RNA. RefSeq lists its product as uncharacterized. The record is from RefSeq and is a predicted model, not a curated record. NCBI's taxonomy places the organism in Eukaryota, Metazoa, Arthropoda, Insecta, Diptera, Tephritidae. The transcript has 2 exons. Bases 170 to 985 code for a protein of 271 amino acids.
UUAAUAAAUUAAUAAAAAUUUUAAUCAACAUUCAAUUACAACUUGCCGAUAUCAACACACACAUACUAAGUUCCUGCCAACCUAUCCAAAACCAAAAAAAUAAAAAUAAUAAAAAGAACUGUCUAGUAGAAAAUAAAGGAGUUCCUUGUUCCAAAACAGAUUCAAAAUUAUGGGAGGUUGUCGCUGUUCGUUUCGUGAUUGCACUGUUGCAACAUCUCAACAUCCCGGCAUGCAUUUUUUCCACUUCCCCGUAAAUGACCGGGAACGCUACAUUCGAUGGUUGCGCUUAGCAAAUGUAAUCCAUAUGCUCGAAAUGCCUCCGGGCUUCCAAAAUAAUAAAGUAAUUUGCGCCAGACAUUUUCGACCUGAGUGUUUUAAAAAUUACAGGAGGAAUGGGAUACUUCCCAAAAAUGUGGAGCCCACAUUAAUGCCCAUUAACGAAGAAAUGGUUUUAGAUUACGCUAAUGAACAAGAAAACGGUGGGCCUGAGUUGAUUAAAAUGCCGACCCCUACAAUGAAGCAUUUAAUUCCACCGCCGGGAUACACUCUCCCUUUUUCCCUUCAUGACAACUUAAAACCGGGUAAGUACAUAAGGCAGAAUAAGAUAAUUGUGGCGAAUGCAGCUACGCAAUCGAAAAACUUAAAGAGGGGCAAUGAAACGCAACUAGACACUGAAGACCCAAGCAACUCAAAAAAAGCUAAAAUUUUAAAUUGUGAGACUAUCGGUGUAUCUUCUAAUAGCAGUGAAUCGAUGCCUGCCGAUACUAUUAUUAAGCUUAAUUUCGAUUUCGACUCAGGCGAAAUUAGUUUAAAAGAAGAGGUAGAUGUGGCAUCAGAUGAUUACGAGUUCAUAGAUGAAGGUACAAUUGAAAUAACAAAUAACAGUCUCGUUGUCAUGUACUCAAUAGGUUACCACAAAAAUAGUAGCAAUUGUCAGCGUUGGAGCUUUCAAAUUGCCCUCUGCAUACCUAAACGUGACAAUUGA